This is a messenger RNA of Ambispora gerdemannii, 642 nucleotides long. The record is from the annotation of a GenBank genome assembly. Lineage: Eukaryota; Fungi; Glomeromycota; Glomeromycetes; Archaeosporales; Ambisporaceae.
AUGUAUCAUUUUCGCGACUGGCCUUGGGGAAGACUCAUUUCUCGUGCGGGAGGCGCAGAAAUUUUAUUAUACGGAAUCACACACCAGUUUGGAAGCCGCUUCGAAAGUAUCGGCUCCGCGACUAACAUUCCAGACGGCGAUCAAAUUCACUGUCAUAUUGAACGCUUCGAAACAUAUAGAGGUGUAACCUACAUUUUUCGUGAUACUAGUACAUAUGGAACAUACAUUAACGACGAGUUAUACAAGCAUAAACCAAAGAUUCUUGAAGAAGGAGACAUGGUUCGAUUUGUGACGGAAAAAGCUUUCUUUAUAUAUACGUUUAAAGAGUAUAAACGGCCUGCUCCAAGACACCCGAAUCAGCCUGUAGACUGGAGUACUGUAGAUAUGAGCAAAAUCACACCUUUGGAGCUUGCGUUUCUAAUGAUUCCAGACAACUGGGGACAACGUACAUCAUCACCCGACGAUCAACCUUCAACGUCAAUGGAGCCAUACAAAUGGAAGGGCAUCGAGUUUCAAGUUCGAGUAUUGGUAGUCAUACGUGGCAAUCUUCAAAAGGAAAACCAAUGCAACGAGUACGAAAUCGGAUCAUUAGCAUUAAUACGAGUCGAUAGUCUGAGAUUUUCAUACGUGGACAUUUAUUAA